Coffea eugenioides is the source of this 783-nucleotide messenger RNA. RefSeq lists its product as uncharacterized. Gene Ontology annotation, molecular function: RNA-DNA hybrid ribonuclease activity; nucleic acid binding. Bases 1 to 783 code for a protein of 260 amino acids. NCBI's taxonomy places the organism in Eukaryota, Viridiplantae, Streptophyta, Magnoliopsida, Gentianales, Rubiaceae. The record is from RefSeq and is a predicted model, not a curated record. The transcript is spliced from 3 exons.
AUGGAUUGGAAUGAAGAUUGUCAGCAAGCUUUUGAUAUGAUCAAGAAUUACUUAUUAAAUCCUCCGAUUUUAGUGCCACCUCAGCCGAGAAGGCCUCUGAUUAUGUAUUUGUCUAUUCUUGAUGAGGCUAUUGGAUGCGUUCUAAGACAACACGAUGAAUCUGGGAGAAAGGAGCAAGCCAUCUACUAUCUGAGUAAGAAAUUUACAGCAUAUGAGGCUAACUAUUCUUUCCUUGAGAGAAGUUGUUGUGCUUUAGCAUGGGUAGCUCUGAAGUUGAGACAUUAUUUACUCGGUUAUACCAUGUACCUGAUUUUGCGUUCUGAUCCUCUAAAAUACCUGUUGGAAAAGUCGAUGUCCACGGGACGUAUGGCUAAGUGGCAAAUGAUCCUCUCCGACUUCGACAUUAUUUUCACAACACAAAAGGCAGUCAAGGUUGAGGACAUGAGUGAGCAGUAUUCUGGAUGGAGGUUAUUUUUCGACGGUGUAUCGAAUGCUUUUGGAGCUGGAAUUGGAGCAGUUUUAGUGUCGCCUGAAGGGAAACACUAUCCUGCUACUGCUAAAUUACGGUUUCCUUGUACCAACAACAUGGCCGAGUAUGAAGCUUGUAUUUUUGGAUUGAAAAUGGCGUUGGACAUGGAGAUCAAAGAUCUGAUAGUAUUCACUACUUUGUCUUCGAUGAUCCAACAUCCAGAUGAGCUGGUGAUUGAACCUAUACAGAUUCAACUUCAAGAUAGGCCAACGCAUUGUCUGGUUAUGGAAAGGGUCUCUGAUGUUCACCCUUGA